CAUUCAGUCAGAUCUGUUCACAAUCACUAAAAACGGAAUAAAAACAGAUAUAAAACAAAAUAUUAAAGUCUGAUCAUGGCCCAGAUCAAGACGGAACCAAUCAUUUACGUAGAUGAUUCCUCACUGGAGUCAAAUGACUUGCUUAUGGAAAUUGUAAAGGAAGAGGACAGUGAAAUAUGCCUGUCCGGGGAAAAAAGGAACUCUGAGAGAUUGCUUAAAGUGGAGCUCGAACUGGAUGAGAGAGUAAUCAAAACAGAAAAAGUCGACUAUGGAGAAGAGCUAACCUUUUCCUUAAACGGAUCAACAUUGGAUCCUCAAAUAAAUGUGAAGACUGAGCAAACGACGGAGUUCUUUGAGGUGCUAAUGGUGGACGAGGAAUUUUGCAAAAAGGAAGAUCCUGAGGAUAUUAGCUACCAACUGAUGGGACCACAAAAGGUCUGCUCUAAAUGUGGUCAGUCCUGCCAAACCGAUCUCGAACUAACCGGUCACAUAUGCCAACAAAUAGAUUAUAAGCGUUUCAAAUGCAAGGUGUGCCCACUCAGAUUCCAGUAUAAACGCGAACUGAAACAGCAUGAAAAAAGCCACAUGUCAGCCCUCAGAGACUGCACCUGCUCCAAGUGCGGAUUGCUCUGCUGGAAUUUCACAGAGUUGAUGAAACACAUGCGUCAGCACAUAAAUGAGAAGCCCUAUAAAUGUGACCUGUGUCACAGAAGUUUUCCAUAUCCGCAGAAUCUUACAAUGCACAUGAAUACGCAUAAAAAUCAAAAGCGAUGUUUCUCAUGCGACAAUUGCAACGAGUCCUUCACGACUGAGGUUCAGUUAAACGAACAUGUACGUCUGUUGCAUAUGGCACAGCAUGGAUCGUUUCGUUGCCCAUAUUGUCCACGUACAUUUUCCCGUAAUGCUGGUCUGCGAGCUCAUUUGCGUCUUCAUGAUAACGAUCGACCCUAUAUGUGUAAUUUUUGUCCAAGGGCCUAUUCUCGGCGAGAUCAACUAAAGAAACACUUGCAAAGUCACAGUAGCAAGAACAAAUCCAGAACAAAGUCAAAGAAGCCCAAGCCCAGUCCUGCCUCAGACAGCGAAGAACCUUCAACGACAGUAGACAGAGCAUUAAAAGUAGAAAAUCUGGAUGCUGAUGUUGAUCCCGAAGCAGGAGUACAAGGAGGGGAUAGCAUGGUAGACAAAUUCGUCGAGAAUCAUAAUUUAAAAUUCGUUUGCGAGAUCUGCGGAAUACCAUAUAAACAGAAAUAUCACCUAAUGGUCCAUAAACGAUGGCACACCGGAUAUCGGCCCUUCAAGUGUAAUCUGUGCGGCAAGGAAUUUACAAAUAAACAAGGCUAUAACAAUCAUACGCGUAUGCUCUGCUCGAUAGAGCAACCCUACAAAUGUCACGUGUGCCCGAAGGCAUAUGGCCAAAGGAAUCAUUUAGUUUCCCAUAUGCGUUCACAUGACGGUGUCUGCCCCUACAAGUGUCCCUACUGUCUGAGGAAGCAUCCUAAGACCGUACAACUGUGGCAACACAUUAAAGAAUGCCCAAAAUUGGACCAACUGCAAGCGGAACAUGAUGCUAUUAUGAUGAGUUAAGUUAUAUACAUAAUAUACUUAUGCAUAACAAAUUCACUUCAUGGUCAGCUCCAUGAGAUAGAGUGAAACAGAUAGUUUAAAAGUUAGAUAGAUUCCAAUUGGUAAUUAAACAAAGCAAAUGUAAAUAGGAUGAUAAAUAUUCUAGUAAGUUUUAAUUAUAAUUUAUUCACCAA
Molecule: messenger RNA, 1757 nt
Organism: Drosophila willistoni
Lineage: Eukaryota; Metazoa; Arthropoda; Insecta; Diptera; Drosophilidae
Product: zinc finger protein 660
Exons: 3
Coding region: 76-1584 (502 amino acids)
Biological process (GO): regulation of transcription by RNA polymerase II
Cellular component (GO): nucleus
Molecular function (GO): RNA polymerase II transcription regulatory region sequence-specific DNA binding; DNA-binding transcription factor activity, RNA polymerase II-specific
Source: RefSeq, a predicted model, not a curated record